Pocillopora damicornis (cauliflower coral) is the source of this 1640-nucleotide messenger RNA. Its product is annotated as dihydrolipoyllysine-residue acetyltransferase component of pyruvate dehydrogenase complex. NCBI's taxonomy places the organism in Eukaryota, Metazoa, Cnidaria, Anthozoa, Scleractinia, Pocilloporidae. Gene Ontology annotation, cellular component: pyruvate dehydrogenase complex. Gene Ontology annotation, molecular function: dihydrolipoyllysine-residue acetyltransferase activity. The record is from RefSeq and is a predicted model, not a curated record. Gene Ontology annotation, biological process: pyruvate decarboxylation to acetyl-CoA.
UGCAAGAGUGGGGUGACUCCCCGAGCGAUAGGAACUUGGGAUGUUUUGUGCAAGGCGAGCUGUUCGAAUAUUUGGUCGCAGAGGGCGUUCUGUGGCUUUGCGAUCAACUAUUUGUGAGUUACAUUCACAGGUACAGCGAAGAACAGUGUUAGUUUGGUCCACGAGAGAUGUGCCACGCUUCAGACACGUGCUCUCCACAAGUCUACCAAAAUGUGGCUUUCGCUGGUUCAGCUCAGAGGGUCUACCCCCUCACACAAAAGUAAAACUACCAGCUUUGUCACCAACAAUGGAAAUGGGAACCAUUGUAAGCUGGGACAAGCAGGAAGGUGAUGAACUUGGUGAAGGAGAUCUGCUAGCACAGAUCGAAACAGACAAGGCCACAAUGGAAUUUGAAACCCCUGAGGAAGGCUUCCUUGCCAAGAUUUUAAUUCCUGCUGGUUCCAAAGAUGUUCCUAUUGGUAAACUUUUGUGUAUUAUUGUUGAAAAGAAAGAAGAUGUUGCAGCAUUUGAGUCUUUUGUGCCUGAAGAGACAGCUGCACCACCUGCAGAGAAGCCUGCAGAACCAGCAGCUGCUGCUGCUCCUCCCCUUCAGGGCUUACAAGAGAUAAACGCUGAUGUAACUACUUUAGCCCACAAAGCCAGAGAUAACAAACUUCAACCUCACGAGUUCCAGGGAGGCACAAUUACAGUAUCUAAUCUUGGGAUGUACGGUGUUAAGAACUUUUCCGCCAUUAUCAACCCCCCUCAGGCCUGCAUUUUAGCUGUUGGAAAGGCAGAAAAACAGGUCGUUGUGGACGAAAAUAGCGAAAAGGGAUACACAACCGGAACAAUGAUGUCUGUCACUUUGAGCUGCGAUCACCGAGUUGUUGAUGGCGCUGUUGGAGCGCAAUGGCUGUCAGCUUUUAAAAGCUAUUUAGAGAAACCUCUUACAAUGUUGUUGUGAAGGGAAAGCCAAUUUAAAUCAUGGAACAGCACUCACGGGGAAGCCAGGCCUGGCGAAUUUACUUCUGAAACACAGUAAAAAUACCUUAUUCCAAGAGAUACUGAGUUACAAUUUUAUGACUGAUUGACACGGAAGGAGUCGAGACGGUUUUGAAACGGUUUGCAGUGACUAUAAGUUGGUUACUUGGUAUUAUAUGGAUAUAAUUUGAGUGGUCAGUGUGUGCUGGCGGAAAACUUAACUUAGAUUUUCAAUAUUCGUUCUUUCUGAGAAGGGGUUUGCAUGGCGAAACCAAACAACGGCUGCGAAUGAUGCAUGCGAUUGACACUAUUUCUCAACAAUUCGUUUCUUGAUAACUUCGAUUGGGUUUCUUCCCUUGUGGGUAAUGCAUGCUAUUUAUUUCUUAGCAUAUUGUUAAGGAAGUAAUUCUUAAAUAAUUGGCAAAGAUAAAAUUUGGUGAUCUUCUCUCUCAUGUAUUUUCUGAUAGCUGUGAAGAGGGGAACUCUAUCUCUUGACUUAACGACCGCAAGUUGAUUUUUAUUGGAGUCGAACGAAUUGGAAAAUUGGGUCACACCCAGGUUUUUGGUUAGUUUGUUUGUUUGUUCUUUUUAUUUCGCACGAUCUAUAUUUCAAAAAAAAUAAGAAAAAUUAUUAUCCUUCUAAUUGUGUCAAUAAACUGUUCAUUUAACAUUUUUCAGCA